Messenger RNA from Xenopus laevis (African clawed frog), 3106 nucleotides. RefSeq lists its product as uncharacterized. The transcript is spliced from 10 exons. The coding region runs from base 592 to 1368 and encodes 258 amino acids. Lineage: Eukaryota; Metazoa; Chordata; Amphibia; Anura; Pipidae. The record is from RefSeq and is a predicted model, not a curated record.
GUAGGGAGGUGUGUCUGUCUGACACCAGACAGGUGUAACAUGGAGGCAGGGGAGGGUCACUGACUGAGGCUCAGGGUUACUUGGGCUGGAGCUGUGGGUUUGUGUUGUUCUGUGAGGAAAGGACAAACUGUAUAUACAGUCCCAGGAAGUGAAAUAGAGGAGCCGCAGGGGAUUGUGGGAGAGGGCGUGCCCAGGAGAGGGCGGUUGCCAAGCGACGGGCUCAGUGACAGGAAGUGGAACUAAUGAGCAGCUUCAAGAUAAGCCUAAAAUAAUUUUGCUGUGGGUCCCAAUCACUGUUAUAUCUGAGCCUUCCCACAGGCCACACCCCGGCCCCAGCAUCCCUUCUUUUUUUUUUUCUCCUCCGUUGCUAUAGCAACUGCUCUUCUAUUCCCUGGCGAAUGCCGCGCCUCUAACCCUCCCCAGUGGGCGUGUCCCAGAAACCCCAUUCACAGUUCCGCCCACUCCUUAGCAGUGUCCCUAUCCGCUCCCUGCGACCAGUAGGCGUGUUGCUCCCCUCUCACUGUUCCCCCAUCAUAGUGGGCGUGGCUUCCAGUCCCGCCUUCCAGCGGGCGUGUCUUAGAGACUGGUGUCAUGGAUGCGCUGAGAUCUGCCGGGAGAGCGAUCCUGAGGAGCCCGAGUAUCGCCCGACACAACCGGCGUCUCCCGCGGCACCAAAAGCUCCCAGAGAACUGGACGGACAGCAAGGAGACCCUCUUGGAGGGGGUGGUCUUCCAUCUGAAGUACCUGGGCAUGACUCUGGUGGAGAAACCCAAAGGAGAAGACAUGGCAGCGGCAGCUAUCCGCCGGAUCAUUGUCAUGGCCCGCAGCAGUGCCAAGAAACUCCAGAAGGUCAUUGUGACUGUGACUCCCGGUGGGAUCUCCCUACAAGAUUCAGAGACCAGUCAGCUGAUAGACAACGUGUCCAUAUACAGAAUCUCCUACUGUAGCACGGAUAAGGUGCAAGACAAGGUGUUUGCCUACGUAGCCCAGAAUCAGGCCAGUGAGUCACUGGAGUGCCACGCCUUCCUUUGCCCAAAGAAGAAGUUGGCACAGGCAGUGACUCUCACUGUGGCUCAGGCAUUUAAAGUGGCUCUGGACUUGUGGGAAUCUGCCCAGGAAAGAAAGGAGCAUCCCUCCCCAUGUCGUGUGUCAGAGACAACUGCGCUACCCAACACCCCCGGGGCACAGGCAGGUGGGGCAAAUGGCAGUUUUUGCUCCUCAGUCUCCUCACACACGUGGGAUGGGCACCUUCAGCCAAUGGAAUCCAAGGAGGAGGAAGAUGAGGAUGAUCUUAUUGCUUUGGAUGAAGCCUUCUCCAGCCUGGAGGAGGAUGGUGCCAACACAAAGGACUGGCUCCACGCGCAGUGACAUUGGGCCUCUGUUGGGGACGUACCUGGUGGGGGGAGAUGGUUCCCAGCCCAGGGCAGGUUCAGCAAGGAAUUUACUUGAAUUAAAUCUGGUAGCUAUUAAUGUGGUACCUUGUCCAAUCUGAUGUCUCCUCCCAGUGAAUCGUUGUGUGUCAGUUCAGCUUUUGGUUGGCUCCUGGUGUCCUUUUUUACGUUGCAAUUGAGAGAGCAGAGCUUUCACCUCCCGACCCUCCAAGGCUACAUGGGGAAUAUCAGUAAUAUUUUAUGUCCCUCUUCCAUAUCUCACAGUGUGACUCUUUGCUCUCUCUCUUCCUCCUGAGAGUUCAUAUGUGUUUGUGCCAGAGAACAGCAAGCUCCCAACCCAAGUUGUGUCUAUUGUGUCAUUCACUAAUUCAGUCUGUCCUUUGCCUUCAUCAACCACAUUUUAAUUCAGUGGAGACGAGCUCUCAUCUACUGACAUUAGACUUCUCAGCUCUGUGUUGGAGACCUCACUAGAGCACAUGCCUCCUGACCUGGAACACAGCUCUCAUCUACUGAUGUUAAGACUUCUCAGCCCCGUGUUGGAGACCUCACUAGGGCACAUGACUUCUGGCUUUAUCACCUACUCAUCUACUAAUGUUCAGCUCCUCAGCUGUGUGCUGGAGACCUCAUUCACAACUCCCUGGUCUGGAAGGAGCUGUCAUCUGGUAUUUUGAGGCUGGAGUAAAGCCUUUGCCCAUCUCACACUCCUCUAACCUGGAGCAGAGCUCUCACUUCUGUCUCAGACUUAACUGAGCAGCAGGAACAUUAAUGCCUAAUCUCAGGCCCCUCUGCAGACUAUUGGUUUACUCAAGUGUCUCUGAACUUGGACAAAUUUCUCACUUUAGCCUCUAAUCACACCUCUAAUAUUGGGCUUCUCUGGGCUAGAGUAAAGCUCUUACUUGAUUAUAAUAUGCGUCCAUGGACUGCAAUAGGACUGGCAGCUGUCACCAUCUAAACACAGAUUACUGACCUUGCUCAGAACUUUCACCACUGCAGGCUUGUCUAAGUUGGGUGGAGCUCUCACCUUCUGCCUGUUGGCUCCAGUGGAACAGAGUGCUCACCUGGUAAAUUCAGUCUCCUUGGCACUGGUGUGAAGACCUCACUUCCAAAAUUCAGGCUCGUCUGGGCUUGAUUAGAUAUUCAACCUGUUCUAUCCAGUCUCCUCUUAGGUAGAGCAGAGCUUUCACCUUGCCUCAGGCCAUGGUGUCUUCAAGCUCCUCUGAAUGGAAAUAGUUGAUUCUUGUGGUUUGGAGGAUCUAGCCAUCAUACAGGCAGGACUUACAAAUAAGUUUACAUUUCUGGAAAGAGUUCCUCUUAAAAAUGAACUGAAUUGUGGGUGUUUUGUACCUUAGUUUGCCCCAUUCUCAGUUUACUCAGGGGGCACCUUUCAGACAAAAAGCUGUUUGUUGUAUCUGUGGUGGAUAUAGAAUAGGGGAAAGGACAUAUCUGUUCCAUAUUAACUUUGUGUUUGGGCAGGUUGGCCCAUUCUCUUCCUAGACUCAUCCACACUGUUUUCUGUAUAUGCAGAUUAUCUCUUUAGGUCUGGGCAUUCCAUAAACCAUUUAAUGCACUUGAUACAAACACACCCAUCCCCCCAGGUAUCCAAGGGUCCCCCUUUUCUGCAGUGGUGCUAUUGGUUUCUAUGUAGGAGACCUGACUUGUUUUAUACUGAUUGUAACCAUAUGCUGCUAAUUUUGCCAUAAAAGAUUUGUUCUCUA